AUGAAUUGCCACAAACUAAAAAGAAGCUUUCAGGAAACUACUAAGGCCCUAAGGAUAUGGAAUAAGGAGGUCUUCCGUUUUGCUGAUAAAGAAAUUCGAAAUCUUGAAGCCAAUCUCCUUCUUCUUCAGCAACGGGAGGAUAGAGACAUGGGAAAAGAAGCUGAAGUUUUGGAUAAGUUGAGGGUACAUAGGUCUAGAUGGGAGUCUAUCUUACGUCAGAAAUCUAGAGAAACUUGGCUCAAGGAAGGGGACAAGAACACUAAAUUCUUUCACUCAAGUCUUCUGAACAGAAGAAGGAAGAAUAAAAUCCAGGCAAUUAAGGAUGAUCAAAGGUGGCUUUCUAAUCCGGAUCAGAUAAGACAGUACUUUCUUAACCAUUUUAAAGAACUCUACAAAUCUGAUUUUCCACAAAUUCCGGAGCAUUUUAAAGAGCUUGGAGAGAGACUUAUUUCGCCUGAAGAUAAUACAGCCUUAUUGAGAUUUCCUACGCCAGAGGAAGUUAAGGAGGCAAUCUGGAAUUUGCACCCGUUGAAAAGUCCAGGUCCAGAUGGUUACCCAGGGAGACUUAGCAAUGUUAUUGAGAAGAUUAUUUCUCCUCACCAAGGCGCUUUUGUCAAAGGACGUUGGAUAGCGGAGAACACUGUGAUUGCCCAAGAACUGGUUCACAAAAUUCAAAAACACAAAGGAAAACAAGGCCUUAUGAUGAUGAAAAUAGACUUAAAGAAGCCUUACGAUCGCCUUGAAUGGAGUUUUGUUGAUAAAGUUUUGGAAUUGUGGGGCUUUUCUAGCGAGUUCCGGUGGAUGAUUCGGAGCUGCUUAAGCUUGGUGCACUACUCUCUCCUCCUUAAUGGCAGCGUGUGUGGCACUUUUCAGCCCGAACGUGGGAUUCGUCAAGGUGAUCCCCUCUCACCUAUACUUUUCAUUCUCUGCUCUAAAAUUUUGUCCAUACUUCUGCUAAAAGAGGAAGAUCAAGAUAGAUUACACGGAAUUAAAGUGGACCGUAAUGCUCCAGCAAUCUCACACCUCAUGUAUGCGGAUGAUCUAAUCAUCUCCUGUCGCGCAAACCACAGAGAUGCCACUAUUAUCAAGGAGUGUUUAUCUUAUUUCUGCAGUUGGUCGGGGCAAGAGGUAAAUGAAGAGAAAUCCAACAUUUUCUUUUCAAGGUCCACUCCUCGGAAAGCAAAAAUGGCCAUCAAAGAAAUCCUAGGAUUCAAGGAUUUGGGAACCUCGGCAAUCUACUUGGGGAAUUCAUUAGUUUUUGGAAGAAACAAAACGAAAGAAUUCCAUAUUCUCAAAGAACGGCUCAAAGGAAGACUUGAGGGAUGGAAUAGACAUUUUCUUUCAAAGGUUGGAAAGGCAACAUUGAUCAAAUCCGUGGUUCAAGCAAUCCCUAGCUACACAAUGUCCACCUUUUUACUUCCUGUAAAUGUGUGCGAAGAUAUGGAUGCCAUUGUUCGAAAAUUUUGGUGGGAGUCCCAGCCGAAUGCUACAGGUUUUUUGGCUCUGAAGGCUUGGAAGGACCUGUGUAGGCCUAAGGAAAUGGGAGGUUUAGGCUUCAGAAGCUUUAAGGAUUUAAAUUUGGCCCUUGUUGCUAAGCUCGGUUGGAAAUUGGCUUGUGAAGAAGAUAGCCUAUGGAUAAGAUUAAUGAAGGCGAAAUAUCUGAGAAAUGAAACUUUUUUUGGUUAUAAACUUAAAAAAGGGACCUCUUGGGUAUGGCAAGGAAUCAUUAAAACAAGAAAUAUCAUAAGGAAGGGAUCAUGUUUUCAAGUUGGAGAUGGUGUGACAAUAGAUAUUUGGAAGGACCAAUGGCUGCCAGGUAUAGAGUCAAAAAGUCCUACUGCAAGAGUUGAAUCUGAUGUUUCACGAUGGAGGAGAGUUUUUGAGCUUCGAGAUGAGAGAACUAAUCAGUGGAAAGAGACUGAGAUUCGUCAUUUUUUUCAUCCGGACUUUGCUGAAGCUAUUUUACAGAUUGUUUGGCCGCGUGUCAGUUGUAGCGAUAAACUUAUCUGGAAAGGCAAUAAGGAAGGCAAGUUCUCAGUUAAACAUUGCUUUGAAUUUCUAUGUAUGUUAGACCAAAGCAGAGAAUCAGAGGCUAUUUGGAAAAAUCUGUGGAACAUCAAGAUGCAUGAACGUCUUAAAAUGUUUCUGUGGAGAGUGCUGUCCAAUGUGAUUCCCACCAGAGACUUGAUUUUUACUAGAAUUGGGAAAGGGGACCGCAACUGUGUUUGGUGUGAAGACAAAGAGGAAACAUUAUUGCACAUUUUCAAGGACUGUCACUUUAUCAGAAGACUAGCUUUUGCCAGUAACUGGGGGUGUAGACUUGAGAACUGGAAUGUGUCCAACACAAAGGAGCUGGUGGAGAUAAAUGAAAAGGUUUUUUCGGACUCUUUCCCUACCCAAGAUAUGUUACAACGGUUCAACACUCUUGUUGAGGAAUUUGAAAGUGUGGAAGAGUUAAUUCACAAUUGCUCCUCAAAGGAACGAUGGAGUCCUCCAACUAAAGGGUGGUGGAAAAUCAACUCUGAUGCAGCCUUUAACAAUGAUCAAGCUGGGGUUGCUUUUAUUGCUAGGGACUGGAAGGGGGAGGUCGUUUACUGCGAUUCUAAGCGUAUUUUUUGUAGUUCUCCUCUAGAGGCUGAGGUGAAGGCCCUAUCUUGGGCAGCUGAGAUGGCUGAGAGGAACAACUGGCAAGACCUUUGUUGGUCUUCGGAUUGUAGAGAAGCUGUUAACACUAUCCUCUCGGUGGACAAUCCUUUGGUGUGGGAAACAAGGCAUGAUAUAAUUUUCCUUAGAUCUUUAUUUAAAAAGGAGAAUUGGUGCCUAUCUUGGAACUCCAGAAAUGCUAAUAGGGUGGCUGACUUGAUGGCCAAGAAAGCUUUUCAGACAGGCUCAUCUUUUGUUUGGCUUGCUUGUAAUGCUGGUUCAUUUCCUAGGGACAUAUCGGACUUGUUAGCUGUUGAUGCCUUGGGAAGUAACCUAUCUUUGUAA
This is a messenger RNA of Ziziphus jujuba (common jujube), 2988 nucleotides long. RefSeq lists its product as uncharacterized. The record is from RefSeq and is a predicted model, not a curated record. The coding region runs from base 1 to 2988 and encodes 995 amino acids. Gene Ontology annotation, molecular function: RNA-DNA hybrid ribonuclease activity; nucleic acid binding. The transcript has 3 exons. NCBI's taxonomy places the organism in Eukaryota, Viridiplantae, Streptophyta, Magnoliopsida, Rosales, Rhamnaceae.